AUGACGACGCAGGCCAGGACGAAGGGGUGGGAAAGGGAUUCCAAAGUAAACGCGGACUACGAGUAUGAAAGGUUAAUCAAGUUGGAGAAUAAAUUCAACAUAAAACCAUGGCUAAGUAAAGGGCAGAAGGAGGGAUACCUGUACAACAUUGUACCCACAGUUCUGAAUGUGGUUGUGAAGAAUUCGAACAAGUCGCAGAAAAAGACAGGCGUGCACAUGUACUUCGUGUCAGACAACAACAAGACAUGGAGAUUAACGAUGUUCUAUCGGCCAUACUUCUACCUGAAGACGAAGAACAUUCACAACUACGAAGCGGUGACAAAGUACCUAAGGAAGGAGUUGGAUAAAUACAACGUCGAAAUAGAUUACGUGAAGAAGGAGGACUUGAGUCUGUAUGAUCACCUAAAUAAAAAAAGGAGCUACCUGAGUAAUAUAUUCUUUAAACUCUCCUUCGAUACAAUAGAAAAUCUUCUAAAUGCAAGGGAUUUCAUUUCCAAAAUAAUUGAGAGAAACAAGAAGAAUAAGGAACGAAACAACACUUCAAAUGCCGACAAGCACAUAUUUAAUGAAUUCGAAUAUGAAUUGUCGCAGAGCAAAUUAGAUUUUUCUUACAAACACGAUACUCCCUAUAAUAAAUAUGAUCAGACUCGCGAAACUGGCGUGGUGACAAAAAGUGAGGUUGGAAAUGCGAAAAGAGAGGAACAGAGGGACCCCAAAAAGACACACACAUUCAACAACAACACAGGUGACCUUGGCGGAAGAACUAAGAAGAACGACGCACACGUAACGGUGAGCACCCCAAAGCUAAACAUGAACGAAAUAAUAAUAAAUACAAAGAAGCAAAUUUUAAGCAAGGAAGAAAUUUUGCAAGAAAUAACAGAGAUAUACGAAUACGAUGUGAAGUAUACCACACGAAUAUGCAUAGAUCAGAAUAUUAGAUGUGGACUAUGGUAUAGGAUCACCAGAGAUGAAGACGAAUUAUACACAGAGACGGAAGCAGUCCAUUUCGAAGUAUUAAAUAAGAAGGUUCUAGCCCCUUUGAAUGUGCUCGCAUGGGAUAUCGAGUGUUAUAAAGAUGAGCUAAAAUUUCCAGAUAAGGAAAAAGACGAAAUUAUCCUUAUAUCCUAUAUGUACAACGCGCAGGGGUACCUAAUAGUUAACAGAAAUGUGAUGAGCAAAAAUAUUAGAGAGUUUCUGUAUAAGCCAAAUGAAGAAUACUCUGGAGCAGGGACAUUCAAAAUCUUCAAUGAACAAAAUGAAUAUUUUCUUUUAAAACGUUUUUUAGAACAUAUAAGAAUAUUGAAAAUACACAUUUUUGUCACGUACAAUGGAGAUUUCUUUGACAUUCCAUACCUCUUCCGGAGAUGCGAAAUUAACAACUUGAGUGUACCGAAAGAAAUUGGGUUCAUCAUGAAUUACACCAAACAAGAAUGUGCAUGCAAUUUUAUCCUUAAUAUAGAUGCAUACAAGUGGGUAGAACGGGAUUCUUACUUACCUAAUGGAUCCAGAACACUAAAGAGUGUGUGUAAAAUUAAGCUAAAAUAUAACCCUACGGAGGUAGACCCAGAACUUAUGGUUUCUAUUGCAAAAAAGAAUCCACAACAUUUGGCUGUAUACAGUGUGUCAGAUGCAGUUGCCACCUUUUAUUUGUAUGAUAAAUUUAUUCACAAUUUCUUAUUCGCAUUGUGCUCUAUCAUUCCGAUGAACCCAGACAACGUUCUAAGACAAGGAAGUGGAACCCUCUGUGAACAGUUACUAAUGGCAGAGGCAUAUAAAAAAAAUAUUCUCUUCCCAAACAAAUUCAAACCUGCGUAUAAUCAAUACUUCACCGAUGUCGAAAGUAAGAAAAAAUAUUUUAUCUAUGAUGAUUCCUUUGUUGGUGGAACUGUACAGAGUCUAAAAUGUGGGAUCUACAGAGACGAUCUGAAAGAACACUUCAACUUAGAUGUAGACACGUACAAGUACCUAGUGGAGAAUGUUGAUAACAUUAUUGAUUUUUGGGUUCAAAAGGAUCUGAACAAAAACUGCAGUCCUAGUGAUCCAAAGUAUAUUAACAAGAAUCAAAUUAUUAAUUUGAAGCAAAUUAAAAACGACAUUAUAGAUAAGCUAAAUUUCUUCAUUCACAAUCCUAGCAUUAGCAUAUGCCCCAAUAUAUACCACCUGGAUGUUGCCGCCAUGUACCCGAACAUUAUUCUAUCGCACCGUUUGCAACCCAAUGCCAUCGUAACACAGGACCACUGUUUCAAUUGCUCCUUCUACAAGCAGCGCCAUUUGUGCCAGAAACAGAUGGUGUGGAAGAGGAAGUUAGAAAUAUCUCCCAUCGAUUAUGGUCAUGUGCUAUCUCUCAUGCAGGACUUGAAAACCCGCCUCUUCUAUCCCCAGAAGAGCUACUUCAAAAUGAACAACAAGGAAGAGUCUGACAGUAGCACGAAUGAAAAUUCGGCGGAUGUACCCCUUAGCAAGAAGAAAUCAUGGAACGAACUGACAGAAAAGCAACAACAUGACGAACUGAUGAUAGUGAUAAAGGAAUGCUCGCAGAGGGUAUUCAAAAAGACAAAGGUAGCGAAGGAAGUGGAUGCCUCUAGUCUGGUGUGUCAAAGAGAAAACCCUUUUUACGUGGACACCGUGAGAACCUUCCGGGAUAGGAGGUAUGUUUACAAAAAGGGGUUGAAAGAAUGCGAACAUGAAAAAAAGGAACUACUAAAAGCAAAAAAAAUAGACUACAUGAAGAUUCAAGAAUUGGAUGAUAAAAUUCUGCUAAACGAUUCUUUACAAUUAGCGCACAAAUGUAUACUGAAUAGCUUCUACGGAUAUGUAAAGAGAAAAAGUAGUCGGUGGUAUUCGGAUCAAAUGGGAGCUAUCGUUACUUACACAGGAUCCCAAAUAAUAAACGGUGCUUUUAAUCUUAUCAACAAAAUUGGAAUACCUGUGGAGUUGGACACAGAUGGAAUCUGGUGUAUGUUGCCAAAGAAAUUCCCAGAAAUAUAUGACAUGUACAUAGUGGAGAAAAGUCGUCUGAACAAUAUGAAGGAGUAUGAAGACAAAACGGAGGAAGAAUUAAAAAAUGAUGCAAGCGUGAAAAAAGUAGAAUUUGAAUUCCCCACCAAUAUUUUAAAUUUUGAGAUGCAUAAAAAAUGGACAAAUCAUCAAUACCUAAUUUAUAAUGAAAAUACAGAUGAUUACGAGUGCAUUAGCAAAAAUGAAAUAUUCUUUGAAUUAGAUGGCCCCUGGCAUGGUAUGUUCCUACCAGCAUCGGAAAAGUCUGAUGAAUUAUUAAAAAAGAGAUAUGUGGUUUUUAAUGACAAAUAUAAAAUUAGCGAAUUGAAAGGAUUUGAAAUUAAGAGAAGAGGAGAACUAAGAAUCAUACAGAAAUUCCAGAGCGAAAUUUUUAAUCACUUUUUAAAAGGAAAAACCAAGGAAGAAUCAUAUUAUUAUGCCUCUCUAACUGCAAACAAGUGGAAAAAUUUAAUAGACAGUAAAGCUGUGGAUAUAGAUAAUGAUGAUGAAUUGUUUGAUCUGAUUUUAGCAAAGAAGGUUUUGAACAAAUCGGUGAAGGAACAACCGAAUGCUAAAAGUUUUGGAAUUACGACUGCUAAACGGUUGAGUGAACUGCUCUGUAAUACAAGUUACGUGGAAGACAAUAAUGUUUCUACGCAAUUUAUUGUUGCGUCUAAACCUAUUGGAUCAGAUAUCACAUUCAGGGCCAUUCCCAUUCAGAUAUUUAAAACUAACGUGGAAACGCAAAUUCACUAUUUGGGAAAAUGGCUAGGCGUUACAUUCCCGCCUGAUGUCCCUGUCAAUGUAAGGGAUAUCAUUGAUUGGGAUUAUUACAAGCAAAAAUUAGAAGUGCAAAUUUUGAAGUUAGUCAUUAUCCCCGCCAUUAAACAAAAUAUCAACAACCCAAUCACAUCCAUUUCUGUGCCUGAGUGGCUGAAAAAGCAAAUUAACAUUUCAGAAGGGAAACAGAAAAAAAUCACCGCUUUCUUUGUUAAAAAAAAUGUUAAGAAGGAAUGCAUUUCGAAUGAUGAGGCUAACAGUAGUACCCCCUUAAAAGGAGAAAUGGACGAGCAGGAGAAUGAGAAGAAAUUGAAGGUAGACGAUCCUAGUUUGCGCUCCUUGGAGAAGAAGAGCCCCUUCCAAGUAGAUGCCACCUUCACUGCGAUGAAUAUUUCAUCUGAAUCAUUGCAUAAGGAUGCCCCCCCCGUCGGUUCGAAGAAGCGCUCUUUAGAUGAGUGCCUUCUGGAAAACUUCAUCUCAAAGCGGAAGAAGCUGGGACAGCUGCACGAUAACAGCAUGGCUGCUCUCACACACGGCAACUCUGGUUCCAUGAUCUACAAAAAAGUUAAUUCCUUCGACAAUUAUCUGGAUAACAACAACGUUAUUAUUAUUAACCACGAAAAAAUUAGCAACUUGAAGUACACGGAGUUGUUGGAAAUCUUCCAAACGGAUUUCAAAAAGUGGAUGCAAAUUAAUAGUCGAAUAUGGAAAAAUAAUCGAAGUCAAAUUAGGAAAAUUAGAAAUGAGGACAAGUCUAAGAGGAAGAAGUAUCCUCUCGGGGAUGAAGAAGAAGACCAACAAGGAAGGAAAAAGACAGGUGCCAAUUCUUUAUCUUAUCAUACAGAUGUGGACGAUGAAAAAAACAACUCCCAAAAAUUGUCCAAACUGGAACCAAAAUAUUUACAUUCUAUACAAAAUGCCAUGGAUAUAGUGCACCUAUACAAAAAGGUCAAAAGGAAGAAAGUCGUCCCCACCCCCACGCCUAGGAAAGGAAAGCAUAGUGUCAUGAACCCCUCCUCCUCCGCCGGUGGUGGGAACAGUUCUAAUAGCCCUAUAAAUAACCCCACAAAGAACGAAAAACAGACAUUGCUAAAACCAUAUUUGGAAUAUUUCAAACAUGAAACUGAGUCAGAUUCUUCCAGUGAUGAAGGUGACAUAUUUAGUGACAGGAAUGUGAUUGACGAGAAUGAUGACGAUGGAAUAUACUACGCGAUUGUGUCGUUAAAAAAUAUGAACAAAUUUUACAAAAUAAAAAUUCAAAUAUAUAGACAUAUUUACAUCAAUAAUUAUGAUCCUCUGGAUAUAAAAAGUAACAACAAGAUUACCAUAAAAUUAGUUUCUUCAUCUGGAUCGUCCAAUUCACCGGGCAGUGAGAAUAUCAAAUUUCAUGCCAACGCAUUUGCACACUGUUUUUUGCCCAGAAAUGUAAAAAUAUUUAAUUUAUACGAAUUUAUUAUGUCGGAGAGGUAUUUCAACAGAUACGUAGUGAACACGCUGAAUGCUAAUUACCACGAAAGUAUUGUGUCUGUAUAUGAGACGAAGAUUCCACUUUACUUUGAUUUCCUGAGUAGAUAUGGAAACUCAGUAGAAAUCGAUUCGAAUAAUUACAAUUCUAUUUUUGAUGAAAACAAAUGCUUCAAGUCUCACUGCUUCUCAAGGGUUGAGAAGAACAAACUGAAAAAUGUUUCUCUCGAUUACCUGGAUGAUGUCCAUUUUAUAUAUAUCCACAUUUUCCAUACACUGGUGAAUAACGUGUGUAACCGCAUCUUCGUUGGUGUAUACGACCAGUUCGAGGAGAACUCGGAUGAUCAAUUGUUUGGUUGUAAGCUCAUGUUCAGUGGCGUCGGCAAGGAGAACGACUCCUCCUUCGACCCGUACGAGGUAUUCUUCAAGUUUACGCACCUGGAGGAUGGUACCAGCAUGAACAAUGCAGCACAUAGCACCCACCUAACAGGGAGACCCGCUCCAAAUCAAAGGCGCGAGCAUCUUAUUGACAAAAACUUUUUUAUCAAGAACGUGCCGAGAGACUUCCUAUUCCUGUAUCAUUACCGCAAGUUCGAAACUUACUUUGAAGACAACACCAAUGUAUACAAAGUGUUGGAACACCUGGAUAUAUACCUGAAUAAAUAUCGAGGUAACAUGCUAACGGGAAAGAAGAAGUACAUCUUCUACGUAUCGUCAACCAUAGAUAAGAACAAACUGGGAUGGUGGAGCACCAACAAAUAUUUCCCUUGCUACUUUUACAAAUUUGAAAAUGCUGCAAAGUACCAAAACGUUAGUCGAAUCAGUUACAAGAAGGAUGCAUUCAAUUUGUCCUUACAACUCUUUUAUGAUAAUUAUCACAAGGUGGAGGAAGAUUUAAAUUUCUCUAGAAUAUCGAAUAUACCUCUCUUCAACUUGCUAAAUGUGAACAAAAAAAACCAGAAGCAUAAAUUUAUAUAUGACACGCUAUACGCAUCCUUUUUAAAAAAAUACAAGGGAAUUUUAUGGUUGUCCUACUUUGGCCACUACGAUUUGGGAAUUCCUUGCUUAAAUAUCAACAACUUCUGUGAUUAUGAUUUGGUGAAGAAAAAUAAUGACAUAAUAAACCAAGGCAUUUACAGGGGAUAUAUAGUUCAUCUAUUUUUUAACGAGUCCCUCAUAUUUAACAGCGUUAGACUGUUCACCAAGUAUGCUAAUGUGAAAGCUUCCACUGAGUACUACCAUUCCUCCGUUCCUCGUAAAAAUACCCACAUAAAAAAAGGAGACCACAGAGGAGGAGGAGGGGGUACUGAACAUGACGCUGCGGCUAAGUGGCGCCAUCGGAUGAAGUAUGCAAAACAAGAUUAUCAAAUUGAGGAUGGAUUGGACGAAGAUGACAUGUCUACAACGGACGACAAUUAUAAUAAAUUGGGAGGAAAUGCACACAGGAAAGGAAAAAGGGGCAUGACGCAACAUAAAAUGGAUGAUGCUACUAAAAGAGAUGGGCGUGAAAACAGCGACAAUGAGUGGGAUGAUGACAUGGAAGGAGAGGACGAGGAGAACAACCUGUCUAACUUGAACGAAAAGAAAAACAUAGUAAAAAAUAAAUACGACAUAAAUACCAUCGUGGAACAGAAUUCACAUGUUUCCCAAUUUAGCAAUCACGCAUUUAAAAUAUUGGGGAAAUCAUUAGAGUACCUCAUAUCGAAGAUCUCCUCCCUGUCCAUGUUAAUAACAAAUAAGACAUUCGAAAGUAUCUCUGAAAUUUUCACCUCCUUCUACUCAUGGGUCUCCAACAAUUCCAGUUUGCUGUACGAUGUCGCAUUAUACAACAAGGUAUUAGAGUGUACAGAAAUUUACCAAAAUAAUUUAAUCAACAUAAUGAAAAAAAAAUUUAAUGCUAAUAUAAUUUUUGCGGACUCUAGAAAUUUCGUUAUUUCCUUUAAUGAAUUUUCAGUGGUAUCGGGAAGAAAUAUUCUAAAAGGCCUAAUCCAGUACUUCUCGCACAGAGACUCCAUAUAUGCUAAUGUGCCUUUUUAUAUUAAACAGGAAUAUAUUGCAGCUUGCCAAUUUGAUAAAUAUAAUUUUAUACGGUAUAAGGAAUAUUCCAAUCCGAAUGAAGAAAACACGGAUGAAAAUUUAAAGAUAAUUGAAUAUCUUCCCCCUAUUUGUGAAUCCUUCCUGAGGUAUGUCCUCGACGUGAUCACCUUGAACCCUCUUCAAGAUAUAAUCACGAUGUAUGAUAAGUUGGAUCCCCCCUGCGCCAAACAAAUGGAAGGAGGAGUGCUCACCCUGUCCUCUCCGGGAAAACCAAUCACAGUAGAUGAACAAAAUGAUAAAAAAAUAGGAGAUCAGACAGAAUCAAAUAGGAAGGAUGAAAAGAACUACUUCAAUAUGGUACUCAAAAGUGACAAAUUAACGGACAAGAUAAACUUAACACAAAAGGCACAAUUGAAAUAUAUUUAUGAUAAUUCAUUUGACGAUAUGGAUGAAGUGUGCGAAAGUUUAGCUCUCAUAAACGAAAAUGUAGACGUGCUGUCAUACAAAUUAGAAGAGAAGCUAAAAGAUCUGUGGUUCAUGCCUGGACAUAUUUAUAAAAAAAUUAAAAAAUCUAUCAAGUAUAAAAAAUAUUUAGUGGAAAAUUACUGGCCAUAUGAUGAUGAAGAAAUGGAUGAAAUGGACGAAAGUAAUAUUAACAUGGUCCCAUUUUUAUUUCCAAAAACUUUGGGAAAUCUAGCCAAAAGAGAAAAUAACUGGAGAUUAGAAAUUGUCAAGUUCUGCAUAUUUCUCAUGCAAAAUGAUAAGCUCCUAAAUCUCGAGAAUGAAAACUGUAAUGAAGCCUUCCACGAAAAAAGGCAUGAACUUUUUGAAAUUGUGGGCGACAGUGAAUAUAACAGGAAAAAUUCACUCUGGAAAAGUCCUUGCCCAGAAUUAAUUUUAAAAGAUAUUUUCUGUGAAAAUUGUUCAUCAGUGUACCACAUGAAUGUUGUCACCAGUUUGGUCGAGGCAGAGAUCAACGGAAAACCAUCCUUCAUUUGGUUAUGCAAAAACUGCAAUUCCAAAUAUGAUAAUGAUUUUAUUGAACUAAAAAUUUUGUCCCUGUUGCAGGAGACCUUUGAUGCCUAUAAUGCCCAAGACCUGGUAUGCAACAACUGCAACGCCAUCAAGUCCUUCUACCGAAGGGCAAUUUGCAAAUGCGGGCAAACCUUUACGCCUCGUUUGGAUAUAACCAACUGGAAACGAACCCUGGAAAUUAUGGAAAAUUUAGGCACCAUGUUGAACAUGCCUAUUUUGCUAGACGUUUUAAAUUCGAUGAAAACGUACCUUGUGUAA
Molecule: messenger RNA, 8571 nt
Organism: Plasmodium knowlesi strain H
Lineage: Eukaryota; Apicomplexa; Aconoidasida; Haemosporida; Plasmodiidae
Product: DNA polymerase epsilon catalytic subunit A, putative
Exons: 4
Coding region: 1-8571 (2856 amino acids)
Biological process (GO): DNA replication; leading strand elongation; DNA replication proofreading
Cellular component (GO): nucleus; epsilon DNA polymerase complex
Molecular function (GO): DNA-directed DNA polymerase activity; zinc ion binding; nucleotide binding
Source: RefSeq, a predicted model, not a curated record